Molecule: messenger RNA, 3483 nt
Organism: Aplysia californica (California sea hare)
Lineage: Eukaryota; Metazoa; Mollusca; Gastropoda; Aplysiida; Aplysiidae
Exons: 7
Coding region: 16-2640 (874 amino acids)
Source: RefSeq, a predicted model, not a curated record
UUUCAGUCAACAAAGAUGUCGUCCAUGCCGAGAGUUUCCGAGACGAAACAAAGAAAAAAAAAGCUCCAAAAAGGUUGUCUGACAAUGCGACAAGGUGUAUUUGCCUGCUUCCUACUGCUUUGGCAACAAGUCCUCUGUGAACGACUUGACCUGAAUGCAACUUAUGGAGAAAAGGCUAACCCACUCGUUCUCAAUAGUCCCUACCGUUAUGUGGUGAAGACGGAGACACAGCCACCGGACGACACUCUCUUAGAUGACGUCAUAUCUCCGCAACCGGAAUUCGAGAACUCCCCACAGCAGGAGAAAGGCUCAUUGACUGACUUCUAUUCGAACAACGCUUUGGAUGCCUCACUCGGAGGGAAUGUGGCCAGUUUGUAUUCUCAAGACUCUACAAAAAACCAGUGGCAGUCUCCGUUUAGUAGAGUGUACCCGGUGGCAGUAGAUUCGAGUUUUAAACGUCUGGUUGAAGCAGCAGCAGUUAGUAGUCCAAGGAUAGAGGCGUUAUCCUACAGCAGGUAUGCUCCAGAAGAGGAGGACUUCACUAGUAUUCUCAGCGCCUUGCCAAUUCAUGAGGUCAAGUCAAUUCAAGCUUACUCAACAAUUGAGAACCCAGAUCCCGAGAACGUCAUCAAUGUUGGACCAAAGACUUGGAGCCCGUCGAAAAAAGAGGCUGCAAAAUCUAACCAACUCGUUCUCAAUAGUCCCUACCGUUAUGUGGUGAAGACGGAGACACAGCCACCGGACGACACUCUCUUAGAUGACGUCAUAUCUCCGCAACCGGAAGGCGAGAACUCCCCACAGCAAGAGGAAGGCUCAUUGACUGAUGUCUAUGCGAACAGCGCUUUGGAUGCCUUACUCGGAGCGGAUGUGGCCAGUUUGUAUUCUCAGGACUCUACAAAAAACCAGUGGCAGUCUCCGUUUAGUAGAGUGGACCCAGUGGCAGUAGAUUCGAGUUUUAAAGGUCUGGUUGAAGCAGCAGCAGUUAGUGGUCCAAGGCUAGAGGCGUCAUCCUACAGCAGGUAUGCAUCAGAAGAGGAGGGGGACAGUGACCUCACCAGUAUUCUCAGCGCCUUGCCAGUUCAUGAGGUCAAGUCAAUUCAAGCUUACUCAACAAUGGAGAACCCAGAUCCUGAGAACGUCAUCAAGGUCGGACCAAAGACUUGGAGCCCGUUGAAAAAAGAGGCUGAAGAAAGUAUAAACUCUACAUAUCUUACUAAGUUACUAAGGGGUUUUUAUGGGACUUCUAAUUCUGAGAAUAUUCAGAAGGUGGGAGUUACAUCUAGGUGUGAAAGAGCAGACGCGGACUCUGAAUCUGGGCCUGUCCUAAGCCCGGAUGGAUUAUUACUUUACUCUGAACCUCACGGGGUUCGAAAUGAAGAAGACAAAGCAAAGGAGCCAACAAGGGUCGAAGAAAACGGAAACCUCUCUGAGAAAUAUCUUCGUACUUUUGUCGAAAACUACUCGAAACAUGACGAAGAUGACAACAGCAAAGACGACGAGGAUAAAGACGACAAUGAUGUCCUCUUUUUUCCUUUCCUUGUUGAUGAAAAUGGUCACAUUUCUAUAAAGGAUUCUGAUAAACGUGGUAGCGAAAUGUCGUCUAAGAGUCUGUACUCGCGAACAGAUGGUGCCGAGGAUGGCAAGCUGCAUGGUGAUGAUGGCGCUGACGGGGAAGAUGUUGCCGAAAAUUCUGCUGAGAAAGGUGACCGUGAUGACAAAGAUGUUAUCACCAGUUACAGUGGUCCUGAAAAGGUUAAGGACCAGAAAAGCGUUGAUGAUAAAAAUAUCUUUCAAUCCAAAGAAAGCAUCAAGACGGUGAAUGUUAGUAAUAAAACACAGAACACAAGCUUUGAAGAAGAAACAAAUGAAGAGGGUUUCAGCUCCAGCAAUGGUCAUGAAGAUGAUAGCAGUCACAUCAACAGAGGAAGAGGGCUGAAUCAAGGGAGUCCCGUGGACAAGAAAAAUCUUGUAGUCCCCCCCAAAAUGAUGCCACUGAAUCACCUCUUUCCAAAUGUCUGGAAUAAUUUCAUCUACAUCAAGGAUAACCAAUUCCUCAACCAGAGGGGAUUAUACAACCAUCUAGGUUCAGGAGUACUGCAGCAACCUGGAAGAUAUAGAUCUAUGCUCUUAGGAGGUCCCCAACAACCUGACUUCUAUCCACAAUUCCCACCCGCUUCAGAAAAGUAUAAACCUAGAUCUCUCCCAGGAAGAAGUUUUUCUAAACAGAAGCAUUCAAUCCCUAAAGACUACCCCAAAAAUAAACGAAUUCUUGAGGAACACAAAUCCUAUGACACACAGCCAGUCAAAGACACAGACCCCGGCAUGCAGCAAGACGAACCGAUCCCUUCUUUCCGCGCUUGGCAAGGAGAAACUCCUCAUCUUCCUCCUGCUAGUUCGUUGACAGAGAGACAUCCCUUUUCUCAGCGGCGUCGUUACCAUGGUUACGACCCCGUGUCUCUGGCGGAUGCACCUUACAAGCCCGAAAAUCCCCUCAAUCCCAGUUCACGCUCAGUAGAGAGCUACGAUUGGCUUGAUCCUAACUCAAUUGUCCUGAACAGUUUGGAUUCUAUGAAAAGGUAUGCCAGCUCGCAAUGGAAGGGUGCUCCUCUUUACAGCCCUUGGACCAGGCAGGAGAAAUAAGUUUAAUCUCACUCUGCAGUGCAGACUGUUCCAGAUUUUUUCUGAUUAAAACUUUUUUAUACCCUUCCUGUGGUGACCCCACCCCCUAACAAUAAAAGGAGAGAGGAAGACAGAUUGGGGAUGAGAACGAUAAAAAUGAAAACUUGAAAAAAAAUCCUUUUCUAUGUUAUCUAGUCGAGGUGCAUUCGUGUAUGAAUCUUGCAAAUACACGUCUAUACACAGCUCUUGCAGUAAAAAAAGACCCACGUCAUAUUUUGACUCAGAGUGUUAAAAUUACAUGGGCUACAUGCCUCCCGGACACCCCCCCCCCCUCCGAGAGGCUCAUAUUUGUGGCAGUUGCAUUUAGUUUACAGAUCGAUGGCUGAGCGAAAGAAGUGACUAUCUAUAUCCACUUUUUGAUUGAAAAGGAAUAAUCGAUAUCGGUAGUGAGAUUUUUUAGCCGCUCUUUUACCCCUGUAAAUAUUUAAGCUUUGGCUUAAUUCGGUAUCGAGAUGGUUUUUCUGAAAAUGUUAGAGACAUUUCAAAAUCGUCACAAUUUCAAACCCGCUUUUCUCGAAAAGUGGAUACAGUCAAUUUUUCGCUCAGCCGUCGAGAUGUUUUAUAGAACAGAAUUCCCAUUGACGUCACUGAUGCUGUAAAACUGUUAAUUGAUAAUAAUAAUAUGGUCACAUGCAUCACGCAAGGGAGUACGUGAACGUCUACCGUUUACCGUGGGCGUUGGCUUACGCCCUUCCUUAAUGGCUUGAGAAGAAAAAAAUUGAUAAUAUCCCUGCGCCCCCUCCCCUCCCCUGAAAAUUGUUACUCUCUUGAGUCUACCACUAUGCAGGUUAUCCCUAAAAAAAA